CUGAUGGAGGCCGAGGAACAGGAGGAAGAUGCCAGCUCCUUCUCAAAGGACGAAUCGGAGACUAACCCACGUGACUGCCUCCGCUAUGCGCCCCUCGGGAUAGCCUUUCUUUUGCUGGCUGGAGCUGCUGCAGCAACCUGGUAUUUCCUAGACUACAGACCAUGGCACCUGGAACCGGCCGUUCUGCAGUUUUACUCUGGCAGCCUCCAGGUCCUCAAUCGCCAAUACUCCCCAGACCUUGGGCAGGUGGAGUCCAGAGCCUUCUGGUUGGAGUCAGCUAAGCUCCAGGAGAUGCUGAAGGAACUGAUUCGUGCCACAGAGCUGGGUCGAUAUUACAACUCGAGCACAGUGUAUGCCUUUGGGGAGGGGGCUCUGACCUUCUUCUUCUGGUUUGCCCUCCAAAUCCCUGAGAGUCAGCAGAAGGAGGUGACUGCUGAGAGGGUAAACACAGUGCUCCACCAAGAGCUCUCCACCAGCUUCAACCGCUCUGGCAGCCUGUCCUACCAGACGGAGUACAGGGUCAACCCAGACUCGCUGGUUCUGCUGGAAUCCAGUGUGAAAGACAUAGUAGUGCUGAAAUCCACUCUGGGUUGCUACAGGUACAGCUAUGUCCAGGAGGAUGACGUCCUAAGGCUGGAGGGCCCUGACUACCUGGCUUCCAGUUGUCUUUGGCACCUCCAUGGCCUCAAGGGCUACAUGAUCAAGCUACGCCUGGAGUGGACUCUGCCGGACUGCAGGGACCGCCUGGCUAUGUACGAUGCAGCCGGGCCCCUGGAGAAACACCUCAUCACCUCGAUCUAUGGCUGCAGCCGGCAGGAGCCCGUUGUGGAAGUCCUUUCAUCAGGCCCUGUCAUGUCCAUUGUGUGGAAGAAAGCCAUGUACAGCUACUAUGACCCCUUCAUCCUCUCAGCGCAGGUGGUGCCCCUCAAAGCCUGCGAAGUGAAUAUAACUCUGCGGGAAGGCCUGGAGCAGCAGGGGAAGAUCGGCACCCCACACUACCCCAGUUACUACUCACCCAACACGCAAUGCACCUGGCACAUGACGGUCCCAUCCCUCAGCUAUGGGAUCACCCUGUGGUUCGAUGCCUACGCACUCAGCAGACAGAAGCAUGACCUGCCCUGUACCCAAGGCCAGUGGAUAAUUCAGAACAGAAGGUUGUGUGGCCUGCGGACCCUGCAAGCCUAUGCCGAGCGGAUCCCAGUCACAUCCUCGGCUGACAUCACCAUCGCCUUCACCUCGCAGAUCUCCUUAACAGGCCCUGGUGUACAGGCAGCUUACAGCCUGUACAACCUAUCUGACCCCUGUCCCGGGGAGUUCCUGUGUUCGGUGAACGGCUUGUGCGUCCCAGCCUGUGAUGGGAUCAAAGAUUGCCCCAAUGGGCUAGAUGAGAGAAAUUGUGUGUGCCCUGCAAAGUUCCAGUGCCGCGAGGACAGCACUUGCAUCGACAGGGUCUGCAAUCAGCAGCUGGACUGUGUCAAUGGGAGCGAUGAGGAGCAAUGCAGUGAAGGGGUCCCCUGUGGUCCUUUCACCUACCGCUGUGAAGAUGGGACCUGUGUGAGGAAACCCAACCCCCUGUGUGACACCACUGCAGACUGCAAGGACCUGUCCGACGAGAAGCGCUGUGACUGUGGGCUGCAAGCCCCUCUCAGCAGGAUCGUGGGUGGUGCAAAUUCUGUGGAAGGGGAAUGGCCGUGGCAGGCCAGCCUGCAAGUUCGGGGACGCCACAUUUGCGGGGGAACACUCAUUGCUGACCGUUGGGUGGUCUCAGCUGCGCACUGCUUCCAGGAUGAGAGACUGGCCUCCGCCUCCAUCUGGACCGUUUACUUGGGUAAAUAUUUCCAAAACACCACCGGCCACACAGAGGUGUCCUUCAAGGUGAUCCGCCUCUUCCUUCACCCUUAUUACGAGGAGGACAGCCAUGAUUAUGAUGUGGCCCUGCUCCAGCUGGACCAUCCUGUGAUAAUCUCGUCCUUAAUCCAGCCCAUCUGCUUGCCUGCUCCUUCUCACCUCUUUGAGCCUGGCCUUCAUUGCUGGAUCACUGGCUGGGGAGCCCUCAAGGAAGGUGGGCACAUCAGCAAUGUUCUACAGAAGGUGGACGUGCAGCUCAUCCAGCAGGACAUAUGCAGUGAGGCCUAUCACUACAUGAUUUCUCCCAGGAUGCUGUGUGCUGGGUACCAGAAGGGCAAGAAAGAUGCCUGCCAGGGUGAUUCUGGAGGUCCACUGGCCUGCAAGGAACCCAGUGGCAGGUGGUUUCUGGCUGGUUUGGUCAGCUGGGGAAUGGGAUGCGCACGUCCAAACCACUAUGGAGUAUACACCAGGAUCACUCAAGUGCUGAGCUGGAUGAACCAAACCAUGAGCUGA
Nipponia nippon (crested ibis) is the source of this 2361-nucleotide messenger RNA. The record is from RefSeq and is a predicted model, not a curated record. Lineage: Eukaryota; Metazoa; Chordata; Aves; Pelecaniformes; Threskiornithidae.